CCAAUAGGGUGAGACAUGGCGCUGACUCCCGGCGAACGCGGAACUCCCGCAGCCGGCGCGCGUAUCUCCGGCGGACGCGGUGUGAAGGUGCUCUUGCCUAGCGUUGGGCCCGGGGCAGCCAUGGAGGGAGCUCGGGUGCUGCUCCGGACCCUUCUCUACACUGUCAACUCCCUGCUGCAGCGGCGCCGCUACCACACCGCGCUUGCGGCCCUCAAGGGCUUCCGGAACGGAGCCGUCUAUGGAGCAAAAAUCCGAGCACCCCAUGCUCUGGUGAUGACUUUUCUCUUCAAGAGUGGAAGUCUGAGAGAGAAAUUGAAAGCAAUUGCUCAGGCCACUUACACUCAUUCCAGAAACCUGGCCUACUUCGUGUUCACUUACAAGGGUCUGAUGGCACUACAAUCCCGACUACAAGGAAAGAACUUCCAGUUUCACUCCUUCUUGGCAGCCUGCAUUGGGGGCUGGUUAGUGUUUGGUGAAAACAAUGCUAUCAACAGCCAGAUCAUCAUGUACUUGCUGUCUCGCACCCUGUUUGCCUUUUCCCGCCUGGCAGUGGAGAAGGGUUAUAUCCCAGAGCCAAAGCGGGACCCAUUCCCCCUCACGGCUGCUCUUAUCUGGGGGACCAUUCUUUGGCUCUUUGAAUAUCACCGACACACUCUACAGCCUUCACUUCAGUCCUCCAUGACUUACCUAUAUGAUGACAGUAAUGUAUGGCAUGAUAUUUCUGACUUCCUCAUUUAUAACAAAAGCAAUUCUGAGAAGUGAUUGGCUGAUCUUCAGGGACUUUUGAAUAAUGGCGUAUUCCAG
Messenger RNA from Gavialis gangeticus (Gharial), 804 nucleotides. RefSeq names its product peroxisomal membrane protein 4 (gene PXMP4). Lineage: Eukaryota; Metazoa; Chordata; Crocodylia; Gavialidae. The coding region runs from base 16 to 762 and encodes 248 amino acids. The record is from RefSeq and is a predicted model, not a curated record. The transcript has 4 exons. Gene Ontology annotation, cellular component: peroxisomal membrane.